Cajanus cajan (pigeon pea) is the source of this 765-nucleotide messenger RNA. RefSeq names its product RING/U-box superfamily protein. The record is from RefSeq and is a predicted model, not a curated record. NCBI's taxonomy places the organism in Eukaryota, Viridiplantae, Streptophyta, Magnoliopsida, Fabales, Fabaceae.
AGCUUUCCUUGUCACAUACGAAACAGCAUAUAUUAUGAGCAAAACCUCACACCGAUCCUCUCAAUCAAAGGGUCGAAUGCAAACAACUCAACCAUUCCCCACACCCCCUUUCCUUUCUCUUCUCUUCUCUUCCAUUACCAUGCUCAAUUAUCACACUUCAUCACUCUCUCAUUGCAGAAAAUAACUCUCUCUCUCUCUCUCUCUCUCUCUCUCUCUCUCUGUAAUAACAACAACUCAACUCAGUCACUCACCCAAGCUGGACAUGCUGGACUCCGUGCUUCUGGCGCUUUUCCUGCCCUGCCUCGGCAUGAGCGCCGUGUUCAUAGUCUACAUGUGUCUUCUAUGGUACGCCACCACCCACCACAACGACAACGGGCUACCGGCCAAGCCCGUCUCCGGCACCGGCCUCUCCCCCUCCCAGCUCGACAAGCUCCCCAGAAUUACCGGAAAAGACCUGGUCUUGGGAAGCGAAUGCGCCGUCUGCCUCGACGAGAUCGGGGCGGAGCAACCGGCGCGAGUGGUUCCCGGUUGCAACCACGGCUUCCACUUGGAAUGCGCCGACACGUGGCUCACCAAGCACCCGCUGUGCCCUCUCUGCAGAGCCAAACUCGACCCCGCGUUCUUCUCUUCCUCUGAAAAUCCAUGCUAAAGAGCCCAAACGUGUUUUUGUUUCUGUUUCUUUAAUUAGAUUCUGUACAGUUUCUUGUUGUCGUCUUUUUCUGGAUUCGCAUUCUUCACUUCAAUCUACUGCGUUUCUUUCUUCCA